AUGAAAUACGCGACAACACUUGCAGGGAUUCUGGCCCUCGCAUUACAGUCAUAUUCACUGGCAGUCGGUGCACCCCCCAUCAUUGAUCUGGGAUACGCACAGUACCAAGGAACAGUUGUGCAAGACAAAGUGACAAAUGCCACCCAUACUCAAUUCUUAGGGAUCAGAUAUGCUGCUCCUCCCACCGGCGCUGCCCGCUUUCAGGCCCCUGCAUUACCCGCCACAACACCCGGUGUUCAACAAGCAAAUGCCCAACCUCCGGAAUGUUUCCAGGCAAAUUCGGGAGUCGCAUCGACGACGCCCUUCCGUAUCGGGAAAAAUGCUGCGAGAGCAGCCGACGCUGGACCAUCGGAGGACUGUCUUUUCUUAAAUGUCUUUUUGCCUGGAAACCUUGGAGAAAAGAAAAAACUGCCCGUCGUGUUUUGGAUCCACGGAGGUGGUUAUAUCGAAGGCAGUGCUUCUGGAUUUGACGGGAAUGAUCUCAUUCGCGCCUCUGGAGAGAAUGUCAUCGCCGUCGUUAUUCAAUAUAGGUUGGGUGUGUUUGGAUUCCUCCCUGGACAGAAAGUGAAAGACGGAGGUGCUCUGAACGCUGGAUUGCUGGACCAACAAUUCGCAUUACAAUGGGUCCAGAAGCAUAUCCGAAAAUUCGGUGGAGAUCCUAAAAAAGUAACCAUCUGGGGAGAAUCGGCUGGCGCUGGGUCUGUGUUGCAGCAUGUUGUCGCUAAUGGAGGGAAAACCCGUCCAGCCCUCUUCCGAGCAGCGAUGACUAGUUCAACAUUCUUGCCAUCUCAAUACAAGUUUAAUGAUCGCAUUCCGGAGGCAAGUAUCAGAUUCAAAAAAUGCAGCGACUGUGCCUCUGCAGCAGACGCGUUGGAGUGCCUCCGACAAGUCGAUGUUAACACAUUGCAAAAUGCUAACGCUGCUAUUAACUUGAGUGGAUUCUUCGGGACCUUUGUUUUCGUUCCCGUCAUCGACGGAACGUUCAGUACCGACAGACCAACAGUCCUGUUAAAAGAGGGUAAGGUCAAUGGGCAAAUUAUCUUAUCAGUAACGAACACUUUUGAGGGCGUCGCCUUUGUCAACCAGGCUACAGCAAAUACAGUCCAAGUUGCAGACUAUGCUUCUCAGCUGUUCCCCAACUUUACACCUCAGCAGGCCCAGGCUGUGGCAGCGCAAUACGCUGGCUUGGGUACCAACAUUUUCCAAGUAAAUGCCAUCAUGGGUGAAUCAAUCUUCAUCUGCCCCACAUACUUCCUUCUUCGUGCUUUCGGAGGCGCUGGAUUCAAGGCAAGCAUCCAAACCCCCAGUCUGAAGGCUAUGGGUGAAUUCGCUAUCCCACCUGGAAGUCAUGGAGAGGACGUUGGAUUCUACUUUAACAAUGGCGGACUUCCUUCUGCUUUCCGAAAUCAGCAAUUUGUCACAGCCUUUUCGGAAAGCUUCCAAAACUUUGUGAUCUCCCUCAACACAAACACUAAAACGGAUAGCUCCAACAUUACACCAUCAUGGCCGCUAUGGAAUGGGUCAAAUGAAAUGCUUUUCAACAAGACUGCUGCCGGCGCUGUAGAUAUUAGAGAAAUCCAAACAUCGACUGCGCUGCUGAGCCGCUGCGAGUAUGUCAUUAUUCUCUUCAAUCUUUCCUGUGUUCAACUUAUUAAUCAUCGAUUCUUAGUUUCUGGGAGACUUCACUCGGAGGACAUAGCUAUGUUCGCCAAUUCAAGCAACUUGGUAAUAACUGGAGGAACCUACACACAGGUGGCAAAUUUGCCAGGACAAGAGUUUUUCACAUUGCAUUCGCACAUAGCAUCUGGAGCCCUUCACGACUCUGGAGAGCGUUUCAAUCCACCACGCUGCCACCCAGAGACCCGAAGAGCUCUGCUCUCCGAAAUCGUGGAUUGGGUCAGACAAACAAAUAGAGAAACCGUCAUCAUGUGGCUCUACGGCUCGAUUGGGUCUGGGAAGUCUGCACUGGCACAGUCAUUAGCAGAGAAAUACCAAGACCUUGGGCUAUUAGCAGCAACCUUCUUUUUUGCCAGACUGUCGGCUGAGCGAUGUCACGAAAGGCGUCUCUCACCCACAAUUUCUUAUCAACUGGCUAUAUCCGUUCCGGAGACUCGCUCGCACAUUGAACAUGUCAUUCAUGGUGAUCCAUCCGUGUUUGAUCGAGCAUUCCAAACACAGUACCAGAAAUUGGUCGUCAAUCCACUUUCCUUAAUCGAAACAGCUCAGGUUAGGCCAAAGCUUGUCAUUAUUGACGGCCUCGAUGAAUGCCUGGACCCAAAGGCUCAGCGUUACAUCUUAGACGUAAUCAGCCAGGAAUUUCACAGACGGCCGUAUCUCCCUCUACUAUACUUCAUUACCAGCCGCGUCGAGGAUCAUAUUCGUACAGGGUUUACUAGUGGACUACUGCAACGCAUAUCUAAGCAGGUUUCUUUGCAAGAUUAUCUUGGCUCCCAUGAUGAUAUUCGUAUUUUUAUCCAGAAGCAGUUCGAGCAGAUUAAAAGGGAUCAUCCUUUGCGAUUCCUUAUUCCUUCUACAUGGCCAGCUGAAGAUACUGUAGAGACCUUGGUUCGAAAGUCAUCGGGCCAGUUUGCAUACGCUGCGACAGUUGUUCAAUACGUGAGUUCUAUUCAUCAUCGCCCUCCGCAUAGGUUAGACGCGAUACUGGGCCUCUCUGAUCAUGUUCGUGACCCACCGUUUGCUGGUCUUGAUUCAUUAUAUGGACAUGUUUUUUCUUUAAUUCCUUACCAAGAUGGUGCCCGUCGCAUCUUGAGCGUGGUUAUUCUCGUGGAUCUGAAAAUGCCUCCCAGUUUAGUGGAGCAAUUUCUGAGCUUGGAAGCUGGCGAUGUUCAGCUACACAUGAGUGGACUGUCCUCCAUUAUCGACUUUAGGGAGCAUCAUAUGCCAAUGAAGAUGCUAAAUGAUUCGUUUGGCGAUUUUCUACUGGAUCCAACUCGAUCAGGGGACAUGUACAUCGAUUCAGGGAAAGCGCACGCAGACCUCGCAACUGCUUGUCUUCUGCAUCUUGAAAAGCUUGAGGUUCCAAUUCUCAUCGACUACGCGUGUUACAAUCUCGAACGACAUCUUGAUUUGGCGGCCGGCACAGUUCAGCUACACGAAGCCAUUUGUCGCUUUCGGCUCAGCGAGUUCAUGACGCGCUCUAAAGCUCUCUGUACACAGCAGGGGGUGCUCAUGACAUUGGAGGAUAUAUGGUACUUUAUACCAUCAUUCCUUGAUUGCGUGCAAAAUUCUAUAAUUUUCGACGACGCUAUUGACAUAUAUAACUACCACUUGAAGAUCUUCGACGAGUAUCUGGAAUCCGAGUUCGACAAGUACAUUGGGGAUGGUAGAUUGCAAGACAUGGUGACAAUGCUUACCAUUUGCCACUCUCCUGUUACUGUACCAGAUUUGGAAUCCGUGCCGUAUUUCAAGGAUUCUAUUCUGGAUCUCAAUGAAUCUCUGGACCAUCUCAUUCAAAUCGACGAGAGCGCCCUCAACAUCCGGCACAUGGUACGGAGGCACGGUCAGUCAGAGCCAUACAUUGAAAUACUAUGUCAAUACCUAGAGGACGAAGGACGAUCCGGUAGGCAUUUUAUCGAUGGAGAUAAAUACGCAAGGGCUGCCCUUAGGUUCUCGAAAAGAAUCAGUGGUUUAUUGAAAAACCCCCGCGAUGACCAAGACGCUCGGUUUUUAAUCUGGAGUCUCGAGUGCACGCCCCCUCUUCUUCUUCACGCCAAUCAUCACGAGGAACUAGAGACAUGUCUCAAAGGCGCUCUUAUAGACAUCACUGCACCGCCAUUGCAUUUUUCUUUCUACCCCACACUCGUUCGGAUGCCGCAUGCAUCCCAACCUCGUUGCGGACACUCUGCACAUUUGAGCCUUGUCCCUCAAGGUCUAAGGAUUCAAUGCCAAUCAGAGUCACAGGACAAAAUGGUACGCACCGAUCGCGAACAGGAUGAACUUGACGCCUACCUCAUCAAUCCUAUCACGGCGUUAUACAACAAAGAGAUAUGCUGCUGCUCAAAUUUACUUACAAAAUAUUAUUUUCGCCAUCAACUUUCCAACCGCAACGUUCAUCACGAAGCCGUCAGAUCACGUGGAAAGGCCAGUGUCAUUGUACAUGUAGAGGAUCCAUUUCCGGAAAUAAUUUCCUCAAUUGGACAAAACGCCGGAGGCGCUGAAGUCUCUGGUGGCGGAGUCAUUAAAAUCAUCACUUACCGAAUUUGGAGAAGUCUUGUCGGUAGUCAGCAGGAUUUCUUUGACUUAACACAACCGUUGGAAAGUCGGUAG
Psilocybe cubensis is the source of this 4287-nucleotide messenger RNA. Its product is annotated as putative secreted lipase. The record is from RefSeq and is a predicted model, not a curated record. The transcript has 18 exons. Lineage: Eukaryota; Fungi; Basidiomycota; Agaricomycetes; Agaricales; Agrocybaceae. Gene Ontology annotation, molecular function: hydrolase activity. Bases 1 to 4287 code for a protein of 1428 amino acids.